Molecule: messenger RNA, 2177 nt
Organism: Orbicella faveolata
Lineage: Eukaryota; Metazoa; Cnidaria; Anthozoa; Scleractinia; Merulinidae
Cellular component (GO): extracellular region
Source: RefSeq, a predicted model, not a curated record
GUCAAAAACCGCUCGUUGUACAUAAUUCGACGCAGAACGUUGCACUAUUCCAGUAGAACUGUAGUUUUGAUAAAGACUUCUUCUAUGUCCACAGCGUCCAAAAAGUCAAAACAAAUUAACAAAAGAGACAUACAAUAAGUACUGAAAGAUAAACAGUCUUUCAUAAAACGGCGGGAGACCAAAGAGUCAGGGUUAACCGACCGUUACAGGAACAGCGCGCUAAGCAGAACUGAUCAUUUUCAACGCUACAAAUUGGCGUGCGCUCUUAGCUAGACGCACUUAGACACUAACGGCCAGCUGGCAAGAUCUCUCUGUAAAGCAUAUCAGACGCUUGAAGGCAAAAUAUUCUGGAGAAAUUCAGCAUCGUUUUGCACAACAGUUCAAUCUCAGCAAUACGUUAUGAUUUCCGUGGUGUGUUCCUUGCUCUGGCUCUCGACUGUUCUAAAAAUCAGCAUGGGCGGUCAAAUGGGCCCCACUACCCCUCAGCCGAGUGAUUUUACUCAGUGUCGUUUGAGUGACGAGCUAAAAGAGGAAUUUGUGGACUUUCACAACAAGUUCCGUGGAGAGGUACAGCCAAGUGCAGCGGACAUGGAGUACUUGGAAUGGAAUGAUGAUCUUGGUAACCUGGCACAAAUGUGGUCGGAUAAGUGCGAGUGGAUGCAUGGCUUUACCAAGUUCGGGGCGUGGUACCCAAACCAAAUAUUCCGAAGCAAGUCUGUAGGUCAAAACUUGGCGCGUGAAUGGGGCAAGUGGAUUGAGAACAAAGAAGCCGGGCCGGAGGACUCCGUGCGUAGAUGGUUCAUUGAAAAGAGUUAUUACACGUUCGGAAAGUUUGCCUACCCAAUGCCAUCGUGGAUGUGCCGCAAAGAACCUUGUGGGCAUUACACACAGGUUGUGUGGGCAAAAAGCAAACAAGUUGGCUGCGCUUUUAGGUGGUGCGACAAAUACUUUGGUCAGCCUCACCCCUGGGUUCCUGGAGAGACUGUUGUGACCUGCGACUACUACCCAAGCGGUAACGUAGUUGGACAGCUUCCCUACACACCUGGUACUCCAUGUACCAAGUGUGCCAGUGGACAGGGAUGGUGUUACAAGAAUCUUUGCAGAGAGUGCAAGAAUUUUAGCCCCAAAUGUGGCUCGACGUACACGAAAAGCAUGUGCCUCACAAAGAGAGACUUGAUGGAAAAGAACUGCCCACACAUGUGCAACCUCUGUCGAUGUCCUUUGCAGUGCAAGAAUGGCGGGCAGGUCGACCAAAAAACCUGCACUUGCACGUGCUAUGGCAAGUGGAAAGGCGCGGAUUGCUCACAGAAAAUCUGUGAUCAAGGAUGGUAUGGGGAGAACUGUGAAAAACGGUGUUUUGACAAAGUGGGAACAGACACGUGCAAAUGGCGGGUGCAGAACGGUCACCCAUGCUCUGUGGCUUACAUGAAACUGGACUGCGUCAAGACAUGUGUUUGCGAUCUUUUGCCAACACCAAAUCCCGCCAAGCCCACCCCCAAAGUCACUGCCAAACCUGUACCUACCCACGCCACCCCAUCAACUGGGGAAGCUUGCAAGGACGAAUAUCACUCACCCGAGAAGUGCCAGGGUUGGGUGAAUGCUGGACUCUGCAAGAAAGAUUCUAAGUACUUUACCUGGAUGAGAGAGAAUUGCAUGAAGAGCUGUGGUGUUUGUGCAUGCCAAGAUGUGUACAACACUGCCAGCUGUAAGCAAUGGGCACAGAACGACGAAUGCAAGAAAAAUCCUGUGUGGAUGGAGGUGAACUGUCCACGAAGCUGUCUUGUGUGUGAUUGCCAUGACAAAAACGCCAAUUGUGGUGAAUUUGUCAAGAGUGGAUAUUGCGUUAACAAAUAUGCUGUGUGGAUGAAAGAGAAUUGUCAAAAAAGUUGCAACAAGUGCUCUUAGGGCUGAACAGAUCAGCUGUAUUGCGUAACUCGUUACCUAAUAUAUAGUUAACUGACUUUGUUUUCUUUUUAAAGAUUUGUGUAGUCGCAAUCACUAAAUUGUAGAAUGUCAGCAUUGUUCGUGCGAAACAUGAAGUCACUUUGGAAACGUGUAUGGAACCAUGAGAAGCAAAGUAAGAUGCUGUCUUUCUCGUAGGUCAGUCUUGAACCUUGUAUAUACACUGUUUGAGUUUAAAAAUGACAGUAAUAAUAAAAAAGAUUUCGAAAUCUAUA